GAACGAAACUUAACAUUAUUACGCAAGAUCGUGAUUACUUUCAAUACAAGGGAAUUGCCGAGACUCUAAUGGUCGUUUUUCUAUUGUUGUUACUUGUGACAUUUUAAGUGCUCGCGCUUACGACACGAACAAGGAUUUUUCUUCAUUAAAGUAAAAUGAUUAAUUAGGAGUGUAUUACUAGUUGUCUAACUUUACUAUUUGAAUCACGCGCUAUUUUAUCCACCAAUCAGGGAUGAAUUUUUGAUAAAUAAACAUGGCCGGCAAAGGCUGGAAUUGUAUGUCGGGGGCCCCCGAAACCGAUGAGCAGCAAAGACUUCGCUUCCAAAUCGAGUUAGAGUUUGUCCAGUGUCUCGGAAACCCCAAUUAUCUCAACUUCCUCGCUCAACGUGGUUAUUUUAAGGAUAGUACCUUUGUGAAUUAUUUGAAGUAUUUGCUUUAUUGGAAGGAGCCUGAAUAUGCGAAAUAUUUGAAGAGGGAAUUGGUGAAUGCUCAAUGUUCGAAGUUUAUCGACGAUCAACAGCUUUUAUUGUGGCAACAUUAUACAAGGCGUAGAAGUCGCUUAUUAACCUCCACGAAUCUUAAUGGAACCAAAGUAAUGGCCAUUUAAGUAAAAACAAGUUAAAACUGACAAAGUGUUAAUUUAGGUGAAAUAAAUUAAUUCUCUAUAA
Tribolium madens (black flour beetle) is the source of this 668-nucleotide messenger RNA. RefSeq names its product mediator of RNA polymerase II transcription subunit 31-like. Bases 254 to 607 code for a protein of 117 amino acids. Gene Ontology annotation, cellular component: mediator complex; core mediator complex. Gene Ontology annotation, biological process: regulation of transcription by RNA polymerase II. The transcript has 4 exons. The record is from RefSeq and is a predicted model, not a curated record. Lineage: Eukaryota; Metazoa; Arthropoda; Insecta; Coleoptera; Tenebrionidae. Gene Ontology annotation, molecular function: transcription coregulator activity.